Chrysochloris asiatica (Cape golden mole) is the source of this 2037-nucleotide messenger RNA. It is a transcript of the gene DNER, whose product is annotated as delta/notch-like EGF repeat containing. Gene Ontology annotation, biological process: heterophilic cell-cell adhesion; establishment or maintenance of epithelial cell apical/basal polarity. The transcript has 13 exons. Gene Ontology annotation, cellular component: protein-containing complex; plasma membrane. Gene Ontology annotation, molecular function: calcium ion binding. Bases 1 to 2037 code for a protein of 678 amino acids. Lineage: Eukaryota; Metazoa; Chordata; Mammalia; Afrosoricida; Chrysochloridae. The record is from RefSeq and is a predicted model, not a curated record.
AUGUCGCCCCGCCGCGCCCUGGCGCCCCGGCGCCUGCUCCUGCCUGCCGCGCCGCUGUUGCCUGUACCGGCCCUGCUGCUGCUGCUGCUGAUCGGCCCCGGCUGCCUGGCCGGCCCGGUGCCCUCCGCGCCACUGCCAGCACCGGAGCCGUGUGCCGCGCAGCCCUGCCAGAACGGGGGCGUGUGCACCCCAGCCGCCGCCGGCCAGCCGGGCUACAGCUGCACCUGCCCCGCUGGGGUCUCUGGCGCCCGCUGUCAGGUUGUUGCAGAUCCUUGUGCCAGCCACCCUUGUUACCAUGGUUACUGUCGCAGCAGCAGUGAUGGCUACGUCUGUGUUUGCAGCGAAGGAUACGAAGGGACUCACUGUGAACAGGCAGUUCCCAGUCUCCCGGUCUCCAGCUGGACCGUGGCCACAGUACCCAGGCAGCUGCAGCCUGUCCCUGCCACCCAGGAACCCGAGCUGAGCCAGCCCCGCUCUCCAGCCACGGCACCCCUGCCCACGUGGCAGCCGAAAACAGGGCAGAAAGUUGUAGAGAUGAAAUGGGAUCAAGUGGAGGUGAUCCCAGAUAUUGCUUGUGGGAACGCCAGUGCCAACAGCUCUGCAGGUGGCCGCCUGGUAUCCUUCGAUGUGCCACAGAACACCUCAGUAAAAAUGGGACAAGACGCCUCUGCUUCCCUGAUUUUGCUAUGGAAGGUCACAGCCAACGGGUUCCAGCAGUGCUCGCUCAUCGAUGGUCGGAGCGUGACCCUCCUGCAGGCCCCCCGGGGCCUUGUCCUCUUGGAGGAGAUGCUUGUCCUGGGACCCAAUUACUUCAUCGGUUUUGUGAAUGAUUCUGUGACUAAAAGUAUCGUGGCUCUGCGCUUAACACUGGUGGUGAAGCCCAGUACCUGUGCACCCAUGGGAAACCAUGCAAAUGAUGUGGAGUGUUCCGGAAAAGGAAAAUGCACCACGAAGCCCUCAGAGCAAUUCAGUUAUACUGGGGAGCUCUGCCAAUCCAACAUUGAUUACUGUGUCCUGGAACCAUGCAGAAACGGAGCAACAUGUGUUUCUAAUGUCAGCGGAUACACCUGCCAGUGUGCAGAAGGAUACUUUGGGUCCAUCUGUGAGGAGAAAGUGGACCCGUGCGCUUCGUACCCAUGCCAGAACAAUGGGACCUGCCAUGUAGACGGCGUGCACUUUGUCUGCAGCUGCAGCCCAGGUUUCACGGGGCCAGCCUGUGCCCAGCUCAUCGACUUCUGCGCCCUCAGCCCCUGUGCCCACGGCACGUGCCGCAGCGUGGGCACCAGUUACAAAUGCCUCUGCGACCCAGGUUACCAUGGCCUCUACUGUGAGGAGGAGUAUAAUGAAUGCCUCUCUGCUCCCUGUCUGAACGCUGCCACCUGCAGGGACCUGGUGAAUGGUUACCAGUGUGUGUGCCUGCCAGAGUACAAAGGAAUACACUGUGAGCUGUACAAGGAUCCCUGUGCCAACAUCAGCUGUUUGAAUGGAGGCACGUGUGACAGUGAAGGUCUCAAUGGCACAUGCGUGUGCGCACCGGGGUUUGCAGGUGACGACUGUGACACUGACAUAAAUGAAUGUGACAGUAGCCCCUGCCAUCACGCCGGAACCUGCCUGGACCAACCCAAUGGCUACACCUGCCACUGCCCACAUGGGUGGCUGGGAACCAAUUGUGAAAUCCAUCUGCAGUGGAAGUCUGGGCACAUGGCGGAGAGCCUCACCAACAUGCCCCGCCACUCCCUCUAUAUCAUCAUUGGGGCCCUCUGUGUCGCCUUCAUCCUGAUGCUCAUCAUCCUGAUAGUGGGCAUUUGCCGCAUCAGCCGCAUUGAGUACCAGGGUUCUUCCAGGCCGGCCUACGAGGAGUUCUACAAUUGCCGCAGCAUCGACAGUGAAUUCAGCAAUGCCAUCGCUUCUAUCCGGCAUGCCAGGUUCGGAAAGAAAUCCCGGCCAGCGAUGUACGAUGUGACCCCCAUUGCCUAUGAAGAUUACAGUCCUGAUGACAAACCCUUGGUCACAUUGAUUAAAACAAAAGAUUUGUAA